Molecule: messenger RNA, 5560 nt
Organism: Triplophysa dalaica
Lineage: Eukaryota; Metazoa; Chordata; Actinopteri; Cypriniformes; Nemacheilidae
Gene: bcl9l
Product: bcl9 like
Exons: 9
Coding region: 508-5094 (1528 amino acids)
Biological process (GO): canonical Wnt signaling pathway; negative regulation of transforming growth factor beta receptor signaling pathway; positive regulation of transcription by RNA polymerase II
Cellular component (GO): beta-catenin-TCF complex
Molecular function (GO): transcription coactivator activity; beta-catenin binding
Source: RefSeq, a predicted model, not a curated record
AUGAACGCUAGAGCGGCUGUCUGUCUGAGCGCCUCAUCAGUGAGCGCUGGCUGAGUGAAUGCGCCUUCUGCUACCUCUACACUAUGGGCUGGAAUAUGCAGACAGCGGAGUCAUGAUCUGCUGUCUUCCCCGGGACUCGUCUUCCGCUCGGAGCCCAACGAAAACAACACUGUAAAGCGUCUCGUAUCGAAGCACCGCGGCAAUCGCACCGGACGCUAAACGCAGCCGGCCGGAGAGGAUCUUGCGCAGUGGCAGCGACCGACCGUGGCGGACACUUCGGGUGAUGUCGGCUGGCCGUCACUCUUGACAUCGGCCUCCCCUCUCAGACGCACAGCGGAAUGGGAUCAGUGCUUGUGAAGUGAGAAGACGUCGGAAUGCACUUGUUUGUUGGACCUUCAACCCAGUGAGCUGUCUGUAAGUUUGCUUGCAGUGCACUUCUCUCUGACAGCCAGACACAACAUAUCUCAACCUAUCCCUUCCGUUUCCUCUCCACCACCGGCCAAUCAAAUGCACUCCGAAAGUAAACUCACCAAUCAUGGCAAGCAAGUGACUAGCGGGGCCCAAUCACAGCUCCCGAAUGUAAACCAAUCGCAACAGCAAGGUCCUGCGAGCACCCAGGGGUCAAAGAGCAGUGUGUCAGGGAACCAUGGAGUCAAAUCCAACCAGGUUUCUCCUGGCAACCCUGGACUGAAGAGUCUCAGUCAAUCAAGCACUGGCGUCGGAGUAGGUGGGAUAAUGAAGACCAAGGCCAAGAGGGAAAGGAGCGUCUCCAUGGAUACAGGAGACCAGAGAGAGUCGAUCACUCCUGUCUUGGAGCCGGAUAUCAAAGUAGAGGGCGUGAUGCGCAGCAAACGCAGGUGUGUGCUGGAGAGAAAGCAGCCGUACAGUGGCGAUGAAUGGUGCUCGGGGGCUGAAACCGAGGAAGAGGAUGAGAAACCUCUUUCUGCCACACACCGAGAGCAUGUGAUGUGUCCUAGUCAAUCCCACUCUGGUUCAUCUGCCACGGGCCCGAUAAGUGAUCCCGGAGGUCAAGGUUUGGGCUCUGGUCGUGGACCCGGUAUUCGCACUGAUCUGAAUCCUCGGCCACCUCAGCAAAUAGUUUAUGUUUUCACCACCAGCCUAGCCAACAGUGCUGCAGAGGCAGUGAUGCAUGGCCACACAGACUCCAUCCUCUUAUAUCACCAGCAGAAUGUACCCCGCACAAAACUGGACCAGUCUAUCGCUGUUGGAAAACUCACCAACCUAAGUGAGCAGAUCAGCUCUAGUCACACCCCGCCCAUUGGCACUCCCAAAUCCCAAAGCGGUACGCCCCGGCCAGCUUCGGUUGGUGGCGUUGUGGGAGGACACCUUCCUGGCACCAGUACUCCUUCCACAGGGCAUCCAGAUGGUGAGUCAACCCAAACCCACCGAGUUGGAGGAACGUCAGGCAGCAACAGCCGCUCUGCAGUUCAUUCGAUGGGUCCAGCAGGGUCAGGCCCACAGUCUGUAGGUGUUUCUGGAUCAGAUGGAGUGGACAGGCCAGGUACGAUUCCCCACCAUGGUGCAGGACCGUCUCCUUCCUCAAGUCCCUCUGCAUUAUCUGCACAUCGUCAGGGUGAGCAAGGUCAACGUGGAGGGCCGGGGAACACAGAUGGACUUUCUAAGGAGCAGCUAGAGCAUCGUGAACGAUCACUGCAAACUCUUCGAGACAUUGAGAGGUUGCUUCUUCGUAGUGGGGCCGGUGCUGGCCAUGAGGAACCAAGAGGUCCUAAUGACAAUCCUAAUGGUACUAAUGUCAACAACAAUAAUAGUAACAAUGGGGGUAGGGGGAUGGAAGAUGGUGAAAAUGGUGGUGAGAAUACUGGUAACUGCCACAACAACAAUGCUGGAAUGCCUGGUAUGCCACCUGUGGGUGGAAUGAAAAAGUACGAGGAACCAUUACAGUCCAUCAUCUCACAGACCCAGAAUCUUGGUGGUCCUGGAUUGGAUGAUUCUCUGAUGGGGCCGCACCAUGGUAUGCCACCGCACUCUCACCACCUCUCCUCACCUUCAGGGAUGGAUAUGGGUCCCAUGAUGGGGCCUGAAGGUGUAACACCAGAACAGCUGGCUUGGAGAAAGCUGCAGGAAGAAUACUAUCUAGAGAAAAGGCGACAACAAGAAAUUAACCCCCACCAACAUCCCCAGCAUUUCCGCAUGAUGUCGGAAAUGGGUAUGCCCGGGGGGCCAAUGCUAAUGAGGGGGCCCCCACCCCCAUAUCACAGUAAACCUGGUGAUCAGCAAUGGGGGCCAGGGCCGAUGGGGGGAGGAAUGGGCGGAAAUCCUAGAUUAAUGGAAAUGCAUCAGGAGGGGCCUCGAGGGCCAAGGUUUCUUGGACAAAUGCGAGGCCCCUCAGGCGGUGGAGGCUACUCGGAAAGCCCUGGAGGAGUUUUAGCUAUGGAGGGCUUGGGCCCUCAAAGACCUCCAAGGCCAGGCAUGGCUUGGCUGGACGAAAUGCCACCAAACAUGGGUGGUGGGGGCCCAUUUCAUGGGUGCUACCCUCCUGGGGGACCGGGUGGACCUCCGCAGCAUUUUCAGGGAGAUAUGGAUCGACCUUUAACGCGGGAGGAGAUGUUCCGCAGAUUACAUAGAUUAGAUUUGCAACAACAAAUAUCCAGGCAGCAGCAGGCAGAGCUUGGCGGCCCUAGGAUGAUAGAUAACACUGGAGGACCAGGCUUUCCUAAUCCUGGAAUGGGGGGAGGACCGCCCUCACGUGGUGACCCAAUGGACUUUCCUGGUUCUCGGGCUAUAAUGGGCUCUCCCAUUGGUGGGGUAGGUGGCGAUGGUGGCCCUACAAUGCGAGACAUAAUAGACUCUCCCUUGGGGGGUAAUUUAAACAUGAAUAUGGGCAUGAACAUGAAUCAACAGCAGCAGUUGUUGGCACAGAAGCUGAGGGGAGGGCCUGGACUUGUUGGCCCUCUUGGGGAGAUGUUGAACCCAGAAGAAAUCUCUCGUAUCAGGGCUUCACAGAAUGGCCGUGGUGGUGCUAACAAAGGAAUGAUCCUCGGGCCUGAAGGACCUCUUCAGUUCCCCAACCAGAGCUCCUUUCCUGGUAGUCAAGGUGAUGGCCCAUAUAUGCAGCAACCUGAGAUGUUUGUACCGGACCAGCAAGGUCCUCCCCACAUGAACAGCACCUCAAGACUAAGUCACAUUCCAAUGAGCACUGGCUCAAGGGGUAUAGACCAUAGCACUCGACAUCCCCCUGACCUGUCCAUUAGUGUAAAUCCAAUGGGUUCCCCAGCUUUACCUCCAUCUCAUCAGCUCAAAUCUCCUUCUCUUAGCCAAGAGCCAUCACCUCUCAUGCCUUCACCAUCUGCAGCAGGCCUGAAAUCACCCAGCCAUUUACUACCAAGUGGUCCUUCUCACCCACCUCUACCAGCAGCUUCCGGGGCUGGAACACCCUCCUCCACCUCUAUCAAGUCGCCACAGGUCAUAGGCCCUUCUCUUGGUCUCCGAUCACCAUCUGGCUCUCCCGGACACCUAAAAUCUCCAACCAUGCCAGUCGCUUCACCUGGCUGGACUGCCUCACCCAAGACGGCUAUGCCCAGUCCUGGAGGGCCAGCUAGUGUGAAGGUCACCGGAAAUGGGGGAAGCAGCUCCACAGAUACAGGCAUGUCACUGCCACCUAGGAGUUCAAACUCAACACCCAUCAAUCAGCCGCCCAAUUCUAUCAAUCCUAGCAUGCCUUUCACAUCCUCGCCUGAUGCUCCCCCAUCCCAGAAUCCUCUUUCCCUUAUAAUGUCUCAGAUGUCAAAGUAUGCCAUGCCCAGCUCCACUCCACUCUACCAUGACGCCAUCAAGACAAUCGCUACAUCAGAUGAUGAGAUGCUACCCGAUAGACCCCUCCUGUCUGGAAUGAACAUGUCAGUCGGAAACAUGGGAAAUCAUCAGUCCACGCAGAUGCUACUGUCCUCCCAGGGUUCAAUGGGACCUCACAGUGGUCCACAAAGCCCUAUGGGAAUGGUUCUCCAAGGAGGUCAGCAGCUAUCCCAUGAUCCUUCUGGUCCCAUGCUCCCAUCCCCUAACACUCUGGGCAUGCCAGGAAUGGCCUCAGCAAUAAUGGGAGGUGGACCGCCUGAUGGAAUAGGACCUUGCAAUGUUUCCCCACUGCAUCUUCAAAACCAGAUGGGGGGAUUCCCUCGCAUGCAGGGACCUAUUCACUCCCCUAUUGGUAUGGGACAGCAGUACUCCCAGCGCCCAGAUGAGGUUCUACCACCUCAACAGAUACACCUUCUAAAUAAAGGCAUGUCUCACCAGCGACCUCACCAACCAGACUCUUUUCCACCCUUAACCAUGGGUGAUGGUCCAGACCUGAGUGAGGUCAUCAGGCCCACACAUACUGGCAUUCCCGAGUUUGAUCUUUCCCGUAUCAUUCCUGCUGACAAGCCCAGCAGCACCCUACAGUACUUCCCAAAAAGUGAAGCCAUGUCCCAGCCACAUCAGAAUCCCCACCAGGGUCAACCGCCUCAGCAGACCUCUGCACACCUUCUCAAGCAGCUCUCCUCGUCUGGACCGCCCCAUGGCGGCAUUCCUUCCUCCAACCCCCAUAUCGCUAACUUACAGAACAUGAUGCCCGAGCAGCAACUGCCCCUACACCCUUCGCAUUGUGGUAUGCGACCAGGUAUGGGCAUGCCUCAGAUGGGCUCCAGGGGCAUGGGUUCAGGUGGUGGGAUGGGGCCCAUGUGCCACCCAGGGCAUAUGAUGGGCAGGACAGGCAUGUCUCCACAACACCAGCUCCAGCAACAACACCAUCAGCAGCAGCAACAGGCCAUGAUGGCCAACAACCUCUUACAACACCCCUCCCACCCUCCCCGCGGUAUGCUGUCUCCACAGCAGCACCCUCAUAAUCUCAUGGCUCAGCAGAAUCUGAUGAUGAUGCAGGCAAAGCAGCGGGGCAUGGCACUUCCUGGGGAGCACUUUGGCCAGCCGGGGCCUCUCAUGUCCCCUCAGGGGCAUAUGAUGGGACCUCCACAUUCACAGUCAGGCAUGAUGGGCCCUCAGAGUCUGAGACAACGGAGCAUGUCUCUGGACAGUCCAUUGGGCUACGGACCUGGAAAUAUGGCCAACAUGCCCUUUUAAUCGGGCAUCCUGUAAAACUGUAAAAACCUUGUUUCCUAUUGGUUAUUUCAGAAUUGGAAUGCUGUCCUUGCCAUUGAUAAUGGCAAACAAAUGCUAAAAACAAUGGUUUUAGUAAUAUUUUCUUGACGCUGAAGUGAACUUCGGGAUCUAUCUGUUAAUGGGAUUAUCAUUACAAUUCAGUCAAAUCUAAAGCCAUUUUUUAAGAUAUUUGUAAAAUAUGUAUAUUUGAGAUUAAUGUGUUCCAUUGCAAAGCGAACGAAGAAAAAAGCCUCUGGGUUUCUAUGUUCUAAUUACAUUCUGGCUACCAAACUGUUGUGGAAGGUAAUAUAUAAAUAUCUAUGUAUAAAUCUAAAACAUAUAUAUAGUUGCUGUAAAUAAGAUGCAAUUUGUGCUUGUUUGCAACUGUUCUGUAUACUGUGUUUUAUUAGAAAUCUAAUAACAAAUAAGAAAAAAAUCUGUUCCGCAA